AUGGCUAGUGGUGGCUCUGGCAAAUCGGCUAGCGAGGGAUCCACCAGUGCGGCGAGUGGCAGUCUUCAGCAGAGAAAGCGUCUUUCGUCCAUCUGCGACGCAUGUAAGGGCAAGAUGCAGCUGGUGGCGGACCUCCUCCUGCUGUCCAGCGAAACCAGGCCAGUCAUGACUUCUGAGGGCGUGGCGGUGGCCGACACCUUCGACCAGUGUCGUGACACGGUCAUCGCGCGGACUAAAGAGCUCUCUAUUCUCACCCACGACAUACAAAGCCAGCUCAACAUGGGCCGAUUCACAGAGGUGGGGGACCGCCUGUCGGAAAUGGCCGAUCUCGUGGUUUCUUUGACCGAGUGCUCCGCCCACGCCGCGUACCUGGCCGCGGUAGAGACUACCGGCUCCCAGCCUUGCUCGCCCGGUCUCGUGGACCGUUACAAAGUGACCCGUUGCCGGCACGAGGUGGAACAAAGCUGCGGCGUUCUCCGUAUCACGCCCCUGCCGGAUCUCACUCCCCAACUUCUCCUGGAGCUCUCUCAGAACAUCUCCACCAACCUCAAGACGCUCACAGACAUCUCGUCGCUGGCAAGCGAAAGGUCCAGGGAUCGUUUCGGAAAAGAGCAGUUCAAAUUGAGCGUCAAGAGCAUGAGCACGAGCGGCACCGCCUUCCUGGCUUGUGUGAAAGAAGUGAAAACGCAGCCCAGUGAGCUGUCGAGGAAUCGUUGCGUCCUCUUCAGCGCCGCUCUGGUGCAAGCGGUCAACGCGCUGGUCGGCUUUGCCACAGAGCCACAGUUCCUGGGGAGAGCUGCGAGUAUCUCCACUGAAGGGAAGGGAGUACAGACUGCAGUUUUAGGAGGCGCCAUGAGCGUGGUUUCAGCCUGUGUCCUCCUCACCCAGGGACUCAGGGAUGUCGCCCAGCAUCCCGAGAGCAGCUCUAAAAUGGCUGACUACCGCGAACGUCUACGAAACUCGGCGUGCGCCGUGUCCGACGGAUGUACCCUGCUCACACAGGCGCUCAGAGAGCGCUCGUCUCCCAGGACUCUGCCGCCAGUCAACUCUCAUUCUGUGACAUAG
This is a messenger RNA of Nerophis lumbriciformis (worm pipefish), 1065 nucleotides long. NCBI's taxonomy places the organism in Eukaryota, Metazoa, Chordata, Actinopteri, Syngnathiformes, Syngnathidae. The record is from RefSeq and is a predicted model, not a curated record.